AUGGAGAAAUUAUCAACAACAUAUCCUUUUCCAUAUAAAACUGAUGACAUUUUUAACAUUGAAUUAUUAAAAGAUAAUAGAAAAGUACUUGGAUUAUCACAUGGAACAAUAAUUUCAACAUGGAAUUAUGCCAGACAAAAAAAUAUUCAUAUAAUAGAUACUACACUCAAAAGAAGGCUGAGCGUUGCAAUGCCAGAUUCACCAAAAAUAAGUACUCAUCGUACUAGCUGCUACCCAAAAGGUAUAUCGUUAAGUACCCAGGUGAAUCAACAUAACAAAACUUUUUCUACUGUUGAAGAAUAUGUUGCAAGUUUUGUUCGUGAUUCCUCAAAAGCUAGGGUCAUUAAAAAAGUACUAGUUGCAACAAAUGGAAUUGCUGCUGUUAAAUGUAUCCUAUCUAUUCGCAAAUUGUUGAUGCAAUUGUUUAAAGAUGAUAGAAUUAUUAAGUUUAUUUGUCUUACCACUGAACAAGAAAUUCAAUCUCAUGCUGAAUAUCUAAAAAUGGCUGAUUAUUGUGUUUUCUCACCAGCUGGUUCUAAUAAUAAUAAUUAUGCCAAUGUUAAUGAGAUUGUUGAACAUGCUGUAAGAAAUAAUGUUGAUGCUGUUUGGGCAGGAUGGGGUCAUGCAUCAGAAAAUCCAGAAUUGCCAAAACAAUUAAAAGAAAAUAAUAUAGUUUUUAUUGGACCACCAUCUACAGCAAUGUUUGCAUUGGGUGAUAAAAUUGCUUCAACAAUUAUUGCUCAAACAGUUGGUGUACCUACUAUUGAUUGGUCUGGAAAUGGAUUAAAAUUACCAUUGUCAGAUGAUAUUGAUGAAGAAGUAACAAUUCCAAAAGAAUUAUAUGAAGAAGCAACAGUAAGAACUGUUGAAGAAGGAUUAGAAUCAUUAAAAAAGAAUAAUAUAACAUAUCCUGUUAUGAUAAAAGCAUCAGAAGGUGGUGGUGGUAAAGGAAUUAGAAAAUGUAAUAAUGAUCAAGAAUUUAUUGAUGGUUUUAGGAAGGUACAAGAUGAAGUACCUGGAAGUCCAAUUUUUCUUAUGAAAUGUAUGAUUAAUGCACGUCAUAUUGAAGUUCAAUUAAUUGGUGAUAUGUAUGGUGAUGUAAUACCUAUUUACACAAGAGAUUGUUCUAUUCAAAGACGUUGUCAAAAGAUUAUUGAAGAAGCACCAGCCUGUAUUGUACCAUCAAGUAUACUUUAUAAUAUGCAAAGAGAUGCUGUUAAUAUGGCUAAAAAAGUUGGAUAUGUUAGUGCAGGAACUGUUGAAUAUAUGUAUGUUCCAGCUACCAAAGAAUAUUACUUUUUAGAACUUAAUCCACGUCUUCAAGUUGAACAUCCAUGUACUGAAAUGGUUGCUAAUAUUAAUAUUCCAGCUAUUCAACUUCAAGUUGGUAUGGGUGUACCAUUAAAUAAAAUUACUGAUAUUAGACUUUUCUUUGGUCUUGAUAGAUAUGGUGAUGAUAAUUUACCUGAAGAACAAAUAAAAACAGAAACAAAUAUAUGUGUUAUUGCUGCUAGAAUUACAAGUGAAGAUCCAGCUGAAGGUUUUACACCAGCAUCAGGUUCUGUUGAAGUUUUAAAUUUUCAAUCAAAUCAAAAUGUUUGGGGUUACUUUUCUGUUUCAUCAACUGGUAAAGUUCAUGAAUUUGCUGAUUCACAAUUUGGACAUUUAUUUGCUAAAGGAACAACUAGACAUGAAGCUAUAUCAAAUAUGCUUUGUGCAUUAAAAGAAUUAGAAUUAAGAGCAACAUUUGCAUCUCAGGUACAAUAUCUUGUUGGAUUAUUGAAAGAAGAUGAUUUUGAACAAAAUCGUUUUAAUACUGCAUGGUUAGAUGCAAGAAUUGCUGCAAAAGUUCAAAAUGUUCAAAUAUUACCUUUACAUGUUAAUUUAGCAUUUGGUGCUACUGUUAUUGGAUAUGCCAAAAUACAACAUGCUUUUUCACAAUAUCAAAGUAGUAUAGAACGUGGGCAAAUUUUACCUACAUCUGAUCUUACUGAAACAUGGCAAAUGGAAUUAGUUCAUGACAAUAUUAAAUAUAGUGUUUUAGUUAAUAGAUAUGGUCCUAUUAAUUUUGUUGUAUAUCUUAAUGGAUCUAUAUGUAGAACAGAAGUUCGUGAACUUGGAAAUAAUACAUUAUUAGUAACUUAUUCAGAUAUUGCUUUUACAUGUUAUUUAGAAGAAGAUCUUGAAAAAUAUAAAGUUACAAUUGGUAGAUCAACAGUUAUUUUUGAAAAAGAAAAUGAUCCAUCAGUUCUUCGAUCAACAAAUGCUGGUCGUUUAUUAAGAUUUAUAAAAGGUAAUGGUGAAAAAGUUAGUGUUGAUGAAUCAUAUGCAGAAAUGGAAUCAAUGAAAAUGGUACUUGAUUUAAAAGUUAGAAAACAAAGUGGAACACUUAUUCAUGUUGCUAGACCAGGACAAACACUAUUUCCAGGUACAUUAAUAGCUAAACUUGAAAAUCAAGGUGAUCAAUGUGCACCAAAACCAAAAGAUUUUGAGGGAAGAAUGAUUGAAUGGGAUAGUAUUGAAAAAGAAAGAUAUCAUUCAAAUACAAGACUUGUAAAUAAAUAUGAACAAUUAAAACAAUAUUGUUAUAAUGUUAUGCAAGGAUAUUCAGUUCCUGAAACAGUAUUUAAAGAUGAAAUAAAGAAUGUUGUAAAUAAUCUUUUUACAGUAAUGAAAGAUAAUAACUUACCAAAAAAUAUGUUUGAUGUGUCAUUUUCAGCUGUAGCAAGUAGAAUACCACGUGUUCAAAAAGAUAAUCUUGAACAUGCAAAAAGAGGUGAUAAAUUUCAAGCACAAAAAAUUCGUGAUAUUAUUUUUAGCCAUCUUAGUAAUGUUGAUCCAAAAAAUUUAGAAAUUGAAAAAACAAAUUUUGAUGAAUUAAUAAAAAUUAGUGAGAAAUUCUUGAAUGGACUUAAUGGUAAUAUAAAACUUUUUGUUGAAGGAUUACUUAGUAUGUAUCUCAAAACAGAAUUAUAUUUUCAAGGUGUUACUUAUGAUAGAGCUGUUUCAUUAAUACAAAAUCAAGUAAAAAAUGCCAAUGAAGCAUUAAGAAUGAUUUAUUCACAUACAAAAAUUACUGCUAAAAAUUUACUUCUUAUUGAAAUUAUAUCACGUCUUGAUAAGGAUGUUAUUCUUGGAUUAAAAGAUACAUUAAGAGCUGUUUCAAAUCUUUUUAAUGAUGAAGCACAAAAACUUGCUUUAUAUGCUUAUCAAACACUUAACUCUACUUAUAAACAAUCUACACUUUAUGAUAAUGAAUUUUUUAAUAAUAACAUUUGUAAUAUAGAAAAUAUUAAAUUAUAUCUUCAAUCAACAUUUUGUGUUGACAAGGAAUCAAUUAAAAUUAUUAACAGUAAGAAUAAUGAUAUUAAAUUUAUCAAAUUGAUUUUGACUCCUUAUGAUUCAUUAUAUCGUUAUAUUGAAAAUACAGAUGAAACAAUAUCUACAACCAAACAAUUUGAGUAUGGUUUUGUUGUAUGUAGUGAUUUAGAUUUAAUUAUAAAAGAGAAAGAUGAAGUAACAAAUUUUGUCAAUGAAUUUAAUGAUCCUAGAAAGAUACAUUAUAUUAUAAAUGAUUCUGAUAAAGGAACAGAUAUUGAUGAAAUAAAAAAAAUAAUUAUUCAAUCUUCUGAUCCAAAUGGAAAUGAAAUUGAUAAAAUUGGUGGUUGUAUGAUACUUAGAAAAGAUAAUGAACCAAUAUAUAUUAACACAGAAUUUGGUAUUUAUGAGAAAUUACAACUUUCUAGACUUCCAAAAACUGCAAAAAUUGUUUCCAAACAAUCAUCUCCAUUUUUAAUUUUUAAAAAUGAUAAUAAAGGAAUAACAAGAUAUUUUGCUCGUCAUCUAAUUAAAGGUUUACUUUCUGAUUGUGUUGGAAAUUCACAUGCUAAUAUAAAGAAUUUAACAUCAAAAUUUAGUGAUAUUGUUAAUUCUCUUUCUGGAGAAAUAAGAAUUAAUGCAUUUAAUGAUAAAAGUCAAACAGUUACUGUUGCUUGCAAUCAUAUUUAUAUUUGUAUUAAUAUGGAAAAACAAGUUUUAUUUGGAUCAAAAAAUAGUAAUGAAAAUAAUGAAAUAUAUAAAAAUAGAAUUUUUACUUUAUUUAGUUCUGCAUUUAAAAAUGCUAUUGGAAAUAAUUAUGAUGUAUUAUGUAAAUCAAAAGUUACAGAAGUUGAGUUAGUUCUUAAUUUCCCAAUACCAUUAAAAGAUGUUGAUGAUGAAACAAAGAAAUUUAGCCAUAAUGAAUGGGUUAUUGGAAAAUUUGUUUUUUAUAAUUUUAUUAGUACAUUAUCAUAUGAUCAAUGUUUCUAUUUAGUAGAUAAUGAUGGAUAUUUUAUUCAAAAAGAUUUAGAUAAAUUUGUUCCAUUAGAUUCAACAAUUUUCAAAAAUAAUAAAUAUUUCUUACAAGAACAUCGUCUUAUAGAAAAUGCUACACAACAAAGAAAAAGAUUUUUAGCUGGUAAAUUAAAUACAACAUAUGUUUAUGAUAUUCCUGGUGUAUUGGCACAUGCAAAUUUUGAACGUUGGCGUGAACUUAAAUCAUCUAAUAUUAUUGGAUAUAUUCAGGCAUUAGAAGAUAUGGCUAUUGCUAGAAAUAUGAAAGCACAAAAUUUUAGUGCACGUUCACUUUUAAAAGCUUAUGAAUUAAUAUUAAAUGAAAAGGGUAUUAUUGAGAAAUGUGUUGAUGAAAAAAUUCUUGAAGAUAGAGCAUUAAAUGCAUUAAAUAAUGUUGGAAUGAUUGCAUGGGAAAUUGAAAUAUAUACACCAGAAUGUUAUAUAGAACCAUUAAAAAUAAUUGUUAUUGCUAAUGAUAUAACAUAUAAAAUGGGAUCAUUUUCAAUGAAAGAACAUAUGGUAUAUGCUAAAGCUUCUGAAUAUUCACGUAAAUUUAAUAUGCCUAGAAUAUAUAUAUCUGCUAAUUCCGGUGCAAGAAUUGGGUUUGCUGAAGAUGUUAAGAAAAAUUUAAAAAUUCAAUGGAUAAAUGAUGAUAAACCUGAAGAUGGUUAUACUGGUUUAACACUUGAUAAUUGCUCAGAAGAUGUAUGGUCACAAGUAAAAUAUUCAACAAAAGAUAAUAUUAGAUAUUUAGAAGCUGUUGUUGGUAAAGAAAAUGAUAUUGGUGUUGAAAAUCUUGUUGGAUCAGGUUUAAUAGCAGGAGAAACAAGUGAAGCAUAUAAUAGUGUACCAACAUAUUGUUUAGUUACAGCUCGUGCUGUUGGUAUUGGAGCAUAUGCUGCUAGGCUAUGUCGUCGUAUUUGUCAAGUUGAAAAUUCUCAUCUUAUUUUAACUGGUGCACCAGCAUUAAAUUCAUUACUUGGUAGAGAAAUUUAUAGUUCUAAUGGACAGUUAGGUGGUACACAAAUUAUGUAUAAUAAUGGUGUUUCACAUACUGUUGCAAAAAAUGAUUCAGAUGGUUUAAAAAAAAUAUUAACAUGGAUAUCAUAUUGUCCAACUAAAAAAAAUGUUCUUAUACCAAGAACUUUACUUCAUCCAGAUAACAAAGAACGUACAGUUGGUUUUAGAGCAUCAAAAGCACCAUAUGAUACAAGAAAAUUACUUGAUAAUGAACAAGAUUUUGGAAUAUUUGAUACAAAUUCAUUUGAUGAAAUUAUGUCAGGAUGGGCUAAAACAAUUAUUGCUGGUAGAGCUAGAUUAUGUGGUCUUCAGGUUGGUGUUGUUGCUGUUGAAACAAGGACUGUUGAAUGUGAAAUACCUGCUGAUCCAGCUACAGCAGAUUCACAAACAAAAGUAGUUAUGCAAGCUGGACAAGUUUGGUAUCCUGAUUCUGCAUAUAAAACAGCUGAAGCUAUUAAUGAUUUUAAUAAAGAAAAUCUUCCACUUAUUAUGAUUGCAAAUAUUCGUGGAUUUAGUGGUGGUCAAAAAGAUAUGUUUGAAAUGAUAUUGAAAUUUGGAGCAUGUAUUGUUGAUGCAUUACAUGCAUAUACUCAACCUGUUAUUGUUUAUAUUCCUCCAUAUGGAGAAUUACGUGGAGGAGCAUGGGCUGUAGUUGAUACAAAUAUUAAUAAAAAUUGUAUAAAAAUGUUUGCUGAUCCUGAAUCACGUGGAGGUGUAUUAGAACCAGAAGGUAUUUGUGAAAUAAAAUUCCGUGACAAAGAUUUAUUUGCAUGUAUGGAUAAAUAUGAUCCAAAAUUAAAAAAAUUAAAUCAACAAUUAGCAGAUAUAACAUUAAAUGGUGAUUUAGAAUAUAAACAAGGACAAAUUUUAAAUGAAAUAAAGAAAAGAAGAGAAUUUUUAAAACCAGUAUAUAAAACUGCAAGUGUUAAAUUUGCUGAUAUGCAUGAUACAACAGUAAGACUAAUGGCACAAAAUGCUAUUCAUGAUGUAGUACCUCUUAAAAAUUCAAGAAAUUAUUUUUAUAAUUAUUUAUGUAAAGAAGUUGCAAUUAACAGGAUGGCAAAGAUGUUUGUUAAAAAUGUUCUUCAUAAUGGUAAAGAUAAAAUAAUAAAUUUAGAUGAAUUAGGACAAGGAAUUGAAUUUGCCAAUAAUUAUAUUAGUUAUAAAUUUGGAAACAUAUCAAAUGUCAAAAAUUUGUAUCAAUUUUUUGAAUCAGAAACAUCAGAAUUUUUGGCAUAUAUUAAAGAUGCCUCAUUAGGACGUGUGAUUCAGAAUGUCGCAGAAAAGUUAAAUGCUUCAAGUUUAGAUAAACAAGUUGGACAGAUGAGUAAUCUUAUGAGACAAGUGUCUUCUACAGUUGUAAUGAGUACUUUAAAAAAUAUAUUACUUACAAAUACACUUAGUGACACAGAAAAAAAUGAAUUGUUAACAUUACUAAGUCAAUAA
This is a messenger RNA of Strongyloides ratti, 6798 nucleotides long. RefSeq names its product Carboxyl transferase domain and Biotin/lipoyl attachment domain and Carbamoyl-phosphate synthetase large subunit-like, ATP-binding domain and Carbamoyl-phosphate synthase, large subunit, N-terminal domain and Biotin carboxylase, C-terminal domain and Single hybrid motif domain and Rudiment single hybrid motif domain and ATP-grasp fold domain and Acetyl-coenzyme A carboxyltransferase, N-terminal domain and Acetyl-coenzyme A carboxyltransferase, C-terminal domain and Biotin carboxylation domain and Acetyl-CoA carboxylase, central domain and ATP-grasp fold, subdomain 1 and ATP-grasp fold, subdomain 2 and Pre-ATP-grasp domain-containing protein. NCBI's taxonomy places the organism in Eukaryota, Metazoa, Nematoda, Chromadorea, Rhabditida, Strongyloididae. Bases 1 to 6798 code for a protein of 2265 amino acids. The record is from RefSeq and is a predicted model, not a curated record. Gene Ontology annotation, molecular function: ATP binding; metal ion binding; acetyl-CoA carboxylase activity. Gene Ontology annotation, biological process: fatty acid biosynthetic process. The transcript is spliced from 3 exons.